Selaginella moellendorffii is the source of this 1273-nucleotide messenger RNA. RefSeq names its product DNA-directed RNA polymerase I subunit RPA12. Gene Ontology annotation, molecular function: nucleic acid binding; DNA-directed RNA polymerase activity; zinc ion binding. NCBI's taxonomy places the organism in Eukaryota, Viridiplantae, Streptophyta, Lycopodiopsida, Selaginellales, Selaginellaceae. Gene Ontology annotation, cellular component: RNA polymerase I complex. The transcript has 6 exons. The coding region runs from base 13 to 393 and encodes 126 amino acids. The record is from RefSeq and is a predicted model, not a curated record. Gene Ontology annotation, biological process: termination of RNA polymerase I transcription; DNA-templated transcription.
UUUUACGGAGAAAUGGGGGGAAGAAGCGACUGCGAUUUCUGCGCCCUCUGUGGCACAAUGCUCGUCUACGAGUCUGCUACAACCGCAUCGUGUGCACUCUGUAAGGCGCAGCGCAACGCCGAAGUGGUCCAGGAGGAGGUGUGGUGUACAAUCAACGCCGAGGAUUUGGCCCGGAGGCUUGGAAUCGAUCCUCUCGUUCUACCAGAACUUGAUCUCAAAACCGUGGAUCAAACUGACGAAGGCCCGAAGAAGGCUGUCGUGAACGAGGAUUGUCCGAAAUGCAAAAAUCCGCAGCUCGAGUACUACACGAGACAGCUGCGCUCUGCUGAUGAAGGCCAAACAGUGUUCUACGAGUGUCCCAAGUGCCGGCACAAGUUCUCGCAAAACACGUAACGUUCUCGCGUGUAAAACCCAAACGGAAAGAGAAGAAAUCCGCAGAAAAGGUAACACUCUUUCUAAAUCAUUGCCACUAAUCGCAUAAUCGUCCCCCUGUUGUGCGUGCUCACAUUCCAAAAGCGAGCCCGUCCCUCCAUCAAUCACUUACAGGUGAACUGGACUGAUGCCUUCGGUUAAGUUUUCCUUCCCAGCUGGUGGUGAUUGCGAGUGAUGCACAAACACAUCCCACUCCGCUCUACGAUCAUUCCAGCUCCAGAUUACACUCAUUGGCGUUUGAUACCAACCGAUCGCUGUCACGGGAUUUUAUAGCGUGCCAGAGGAGGAUGAGGAGAAACAAAAAUAUGUGCGUAUAUAGCGACAGCGUGCUCUCUGGGAGCGAGAGGAAUUGGAUUAAACUAUGGGACUACUUAACGCCUUUGGUGAGGAGACUUUGGUGGAAAACACUAGUACACACUCUGGAAGGAAGAAGGGGGGAGUUUUUUUGGUUUGUGGUUUCAAGCUGGAAUCAGACGUGCAGUGCGCGCAGGCCUUCCUUUUUUUGAGGGGAGGGAGAUGACAAAAGGCUCUUGCAGGCAGGCAAGGAAUCAUUCAUCCAUUCAUGUCAUUCUGGUUUGUUUACAUCUCUCCUUUUUUUAUAUGGUUUUUGUUUUUUGGCCUCCUUUCAUGGCUUGUUUUGUAGCUAUUUAGAAAUAUGUGGUUAUUUUUUUUUUUCAAUUUCUCUCUGUGUGUGUUGUUGUGUGUGCGGCUUUUUGGAUAUUUUUUUUUCUUGUUCAUACAGGGAAAGGGUCACUGUGACUCACCAAACAUUUAUGAAAUGGAGACCCCAAUAGUGUUGUACAAAAAUGUCAUUAAGCCCAUCGUGGUUUGUCUUUUGGUU